AUGAAAAAAACAGCGAUCAUCGGCGCAUCCGGUUUUGUAGGUACGGCCAUUCUCAAAGAAGCAUUGGACAGAGGUCACCAGGUAACGGCCAUUGUACGCAAUCCCGAAAAAAUUGAAACCGUACAUCCUAACCUGACCGUAAAAAAAGGCGAUGCUUUUAAUGAAGCGGAGAUCGCCGGCCUGGUAGCUGGCCACGAUGCGGUGAUCAGCGCCUAUAACGGCGGCUGGACCAAUCCCGAUCUCUACAACGAUUUCCUGAAGGGCUCCCGGGCUAUUGAAGCAGCGGUGAAACAAUCAGGCGUAAAAUCCUUUAUCGUAGUAGGUGGUGCCGGUAGCCUGUAUAUAACACCUGAGCUGCAACUGGUAGAUACGCCCCAGUUUCCGGAGGCUUAUAAGCCAGGCGCUACCGCAGCGCGUGAUUACCUGAAUGAGCUGCGUAAAGAGGAGGAGCUGGAAUGGACCUUUGUAAGCCCUGCUAUAGAAAUGGGCCCCGAUACCUCCGGCGUUCGUAAAGGCACUUACCGCACCGGACUGGAACAACCUGUAUUUGAUGAGCAGGGAAGAAGCGUAUUGAGUGUGGAAGACCUGGCUGUAGCUAUUAUCGAUGAGCUGGAAACGCCGAAACAUAUACGCCAGCGGUUUACCGUCGCUUACUAA
This is a messenger RNA of Ostertagia ostertagi, 657 nucleotides long. The record is from the annotation of a GenBank genome assembly. Lineage: Eukaryota; Metazoa; Nematoda; Chromadorea; Rhabditida; Trichostrongylidae.